AUCCCAGGUAAGGCUGAUGCUCCUCACACGGCACAAUGUUUAGGUUGUUUCUUUACGGCGCUGGCAGCUCCGAUCGGGUUUCCAUCGCAACUUUGGCGGCUCGGUUUCACCAGGAGUCUUUGAUACCGCUUCCUGUUUGACUGGAGGAUCUGAUGGAACCCCCUUCGUACGAGGAGGCAAGUCUACACCCUUCAGCCUUCAACGUCCUCCCUCCCCCCUACUACCACGGCCCCCAGCACUCCCCCCCAACACCUCCUCCCACCUACGGUGAAGCAGUCUCAACCCGGCAGGAUCCUUUCCCCGUGUUGACUUUGCCGACUGCUCAGACGUCACGAAACCACGGAACCGUGAUCCAUCCCAUCACACAAAUCGGUGCGGUGCGGCACGGCGGCAGCAGACGACCUCAGCCGGCGGCGGUGGUGGUGACGCAGCCGGCGCCCGUCCCCGUCUCGGUGAGACACCUGGGAGACAUCCCUGCCCUGGUACGCUGCCCGCACUGCAACAGAGUCGUCACCACUGUGGUCAAACACGUGCCCGGGAUGAGCGCCUGGUCUUUGUGCGUUUUUCUGGCAUUGAUGGGGUUGAUCUGUGGUUUCUGUCUGAUUCCGUUCAUGGUGCAAAGUCUACAAGAUGUUCAUCAUUACUGCCCAGAGUGUAAAAACCGCCUGCACGUACAUCAAAGGUGACACUUUGGGAACCAAUGCGGCUGUUGUCUAACAGGGAGAAAUGACAAAAAUGUAAAAAGAUGAUACGUGUCUGAUCUUGUAUGUACAUACUCACUCAAACUGUGAUAACAAUAACUGUGAUGUAGGAUAUGGAGGAUAUUGGAAGACACAUUGACUCAGAUUCAUUCUUAAUAAACCAGAGGGAGCGAGCUCACCUGUGUGGGUGUGCAGGGCCGUCGAGCUGCAACCGGUUAAACAUUAACACGCAUUUGGAACCUAACAAGUUAAAUUGAUUAACAGUUACAAUAUAGAGUUUAAAAUGAUGGGGUCUUUAUCUUUAUAAUGCUGUUUCCCUCAGUGUCCGGUCCUCAUGCCUACAGUUCCUUCUCUAGCAGACUGAAACUAUACGAGUAUCUAUCUUCUCAUCCAACCCUCUGCAAGAAAGUCAAAUAAAUACUGAUCUUAAAAUGAAUAAACACACGGGUUGGAUUGUCAUGCAACCCUUCAUGUAUGUGUGUGGUGCCCGUGCUGCUGCGACUAAUUCCUGCAGCCAACAUCAAGGCCCAGUUUGAUUCUUUUUCUUUUUUUUUUUAAAUCAAAUUCUUGUGAUCUUAUUAUUUAUCAUUCUAUCAUGUUGAUAGGCAAAUAAACAUGGUCUUUGUUACUUUGCUGAA
Gasterosteus aculeatus aculeatus (three-spined stickleback) is the source of this 1339-nucleotide messenger RNA. Its product is annotated as lipopolysaccharide-induced tumor necrosis factor-alpha factor homolog. NCBI's taxonomy places the organism in Eukaryota, Metazoa, Chordata, Actinopteri, Perciformes, Gasterosteidae. The record is from RefSeq and is a predicted model, not a curated record. Gene Ontology annotation, cellular component: cytoplasmic side of late endosome membrane; cytoplasmic side of lysosomal membrane; nucleus. Gene Ontology annotation, molecular function: zinc ion binding.